Messenger RNA from Frankliniella occidentalis (western flower thrips), 1239 nucleotides. RefSeq lists its product as uncharacterized. Gene Ontology annotation, biological process: telomere maintenance; DNA repair. Lineage: Eukaryota; Metazoa; Arthropoda; Insecta; Thysanoptera; Thripidae. The record is from RefSeq and is a predicted model, not a curated record. The transcript has 2 exons. Gene Ontology annotation, molecular function: DNA helicase activity. Bases 1 to 1239 code for a protein of 412 amino acids.
AUGUUCAGAAAAGAAUUUGGAAAGAAGUCAGUUCUGCUUGGCACACCAACAGGAGUCUCAGCUGUUCUUAUAAAUGGAAAAACACUUCAUUCAAUUUUUAAGAUUCCAAGAAAGACCAACAAAUUUACUUCCCUUAAAGGAGAGCAAGCGAGAGACAUGUGCAAUACAAUGAAGGAUGUGAAAAUUUUAAUUUUAGAUGAGUAUUCAAUGAUUGGGUGCAAUACACUAUCAAUGAUUAACAGAAGAUGUAAGGAGGCUUUGGGAAAUGAUAAAGACUUUGGCGGUCUAAUGGUAAUUCUGCUUGGAGACAUCAAACAACUGCCAAGUGUCAAAGACAACCCAUUCUUCUCUAAAACACAAAAAUCGUUACUUGGAAAGGAAGGCAAAGCACUAAUCAAUAAUUUUGAAAAGGUUUUUGUGCUGAAAACAAGCCAUCGUCAGGCAAAUGAUCAAUCCUUUCUUAAUUUACUGGAUAAAAUGAGUGACAUGCAAAUGUCUUCAGAAGAUUAUCGUCUUUUAACAUCAAGAUUCACUUAUAAUGUAUCAGUAAAAGAGAAAGAUUCAUUUGAGGAUGCAUUAAGAUUAUUUGCAACCAAAGAUGAAGUAAAGCAAUAUAAUAUUGAGAAAUUAGCUCAACUAAAGGAUGACUCAACUGGAACCCCAAAUCCUGUGCUUAAAAUACCAGCUAAACAUAACUGUUCUCAGGCUUCCAAAGAAUCAACUGAUAGUGCUGAAGGUUUAGAAAAGGACAUAUUUUUGGCAAAAGGCUGCAAAAUUAUGCUAAAGUCAAAUGUAUGGCUCACUCACAAGCUGUGCAACGGAACUACAGGAACAGUCCAUGAUAUUCUUUUUCAUCCACAAAAAGGAACCCCAUCAGUAAUUUUAUGUAAUUUUCCCUCGUAUGAUGGACCAUCCAUAAUACCUGGAACAAAAUUGGUACCAAUAAAAGCAGUUUUAAAAUCAUGGACCAAUAGUAAUGGUAUAAACUGCACAAGGUUUCAAUUCCCAAUUACUUUAUGCUACGCAUGUAGUAUCCAUAAAUCACAAGGAAUGACGUUAGAAAAGGCAGUAAUUAAUAUUGGAAAAAGUGACUUUUCAUUGGGUUUAAGUUAUGUAGCAUUCUCAAGAGUAAGAUGUUUAACAAACCUUAUCAUAGAACCUUUUCUUCAAAAAAGAUUGAUACCAUCUCCAAGGACUCUUGCUACAUUAGAAAUGAGACAAGACUUUUUAACAUUGUAG